This is a messenger RNA of Hermetia illucens (black soldier fly), 14077 nucleotides long. RefSeq names its product activating transcription factor 3 (gene Atf3). The transcript has 4 exons. NCBI's taxonomy places the organism in Eukaryota, Metazoa, Arthropoda, Insecta, Diptera, Stratiomyidae. Gene Ontology annotation, molecular function: DNA-binding transcription factor activity, RNA polymerase II-specific; RNA polymerase II cis-regulatory region sequence-specific DNA binding. The record is from RefSeq and is a predicted model, not a curated record. Bases 1875 to 3440 code for a protein of 521 amino acids. Gene Ontology annotation, cellular component: nucleus. Gene Ontology annotation, biological process: regulation of transcription by RNA polymerase II.
UUGUGAGCACGUAGAGCCGCAUCUAUGGGAUGGCACAAAUGUUGACUUUACUCAGAAAAUUUUUCGCUUUUUCGUUUAGUUUAGUUAGCACCGUACAAUUGACAAGAAUAAAAGUUUUGUAGGCACGCACAGGCCCCGAUACAGUGCCCGAGAUAGCGAUAACGACGCGCGUAAUUUUUUUGAAUUUAAACCCGUUGAGUAUCUGUUACAGUUUCCCCCAAGUUAAUACGAGUUUGAAGUAACCGCUGUUAGUCGUAUCUAAUCCGGAAGUAAUUCUGUUGAUAUCGUCGCGAGAAAUUUAAGGAGAACUAUCCCAGGUUUAGGGACAUAUUCGAUACAGAGAGUUGGUUUUUUUGACUAUACCAGACCCAAGGACCCUUGAAAGACACGUCCUAGUCGUUGAGGCGCAGAUUUGAUCCUUUUGAGAAUUGCGUCGCGAAUGUUACCUAAAUGCGCUAUUUGAACGAUUUCUAUAGUUCCGUAUCCGGUUAGAAGGAGUCUUCUCAGAAAGGAGCCACGUUUGAAUACCGUAUGGCCAAUUUAAUGCUCCGAAAGUCCUGCAAGAAUCAUUCACGUAUGCAAAAUUAUGAAGGACAUUUCAUUCGUCAGAAGCAACCAAAAUCAGAUAAAAGUGAAUUUUAUAGAUUUCCACAAAUAUCUAAUGUUAUAAAACUCUGUCUGUGUCGAGAGUGUCGGUUCGUUUUAGACGUCCUGUAAAUUGUUUACUAUUUGUUACUUCGUCCUUCCCUUGUGUGAUCUGGGACGUACCCCGUACGAGGAAGUAUAAAACUCGAAAGCGGAAAUUCAAGUGAUUCUAGACACCCUUCCCGGAAGAAGAGAUCCCAAGUGUUCGUGUGUAGAGUUUUCCGUCCUUAAUUAUCAGGAUCAGGAAGAAGGAAACACUAGACAUACAUGGUUGAAGUGGUUCUAUAAAUUUAAAGUUGGUUCCAAGAUUUGCCAAAAGAAAAGUUUCCAUAAAGUGUGAGAAUAUCUACAGAUUUAUAUCAGAAUUUUUGGAUUACACUCAGAACUAGCCGCAGACAUCAGUCCCAACGUGUAACAGAAGACCAGCCAGCGGAAUCAGGAGAACGAGGCGGGACUACGCUUUCAUAACAUCAAACAGACGGGACAUCUAUAAUCAUUCACAUCACGAUAUAUUAUUCUGGAAUAAUGGAAACGUGUCAAACUUGGUGUAAUAAAAAACAUUGAAUUCAAUAAAAGAGUGUCUAAAUCAAUUGUGCUUCUUAAAAUUGAUAAUAAUAAGAACACUAAAACGAAGAAAAAGAAAAGAAGAAAUUACCAUAGAAUACGUGAAUUUAGAAAGACUAAAAAGCGACGAAAACCGUAUAAAUAUAUACAACAAUUUCCAAAGAAUUUGUUAUUGUUAUAAGAAAAGGAAAUUGACAAUUUUUUUAUUAUUUUUUUAUUUGUUAAAGAUCUAUAUAUGAAUAAUAUUUUGUUUUGUUAUAAAUAUUAUAAAUAUAACCGAUACACGCCUAUAUAUUAAAUAAGAGUUUAAAAAACACAAAAACUUUUAUAAGUGCAUAUUGAGAGUCAUACAUAUAUACAUAUACAUAUUUUUGGCAGCCCAAGUAUCUUUUUAAAAGAAAUUGAAAGUGUUGACACGAAAUAUAUAUAAUUUAUAAAUAUAUACCGAUAUAAUAAAAUAUAAGAUAAAUAUUAAAAUAAAAAUUCAACUGUGAUUUUAAAAUUUAAACGGAAAAUAUAUAAAAACAAAACGGAGUCCUUUUUUGGAAUUUAAAACAACCAAGUGCUUUGAUAAAUUAUAUAAAAAAAAAAAACAAACACAAAACGUAACUCGAGUUUCCUUCAAUUUUCUUUUUCUAAAAUUGAAAUAUAAUAAAACAAGCAAAAUGUUCAACUUAAAUAUUCCAACAACUUCACUGCUCGGCAUUGACGGUAGUAGUCUAUGUACAACACCAAAAACACCAGAAAUAUUAAAUUCAUUAAUGGCAAUGACAAAUCCAUUGGAUAAUUAUACAUUUACCCCAGCAACAACGGCCCAACAGCAACUUCAACAACAAACAAAUGCAACAACAAUAUCACAAAAUGGCAAUCAUCAGAUGAUAUCACAAGAUAGUAACCAUUCCAGCUGUUCGGGGUCACCGCUUGACUCACCAGCCGGUUCAAAUUCAACACCGAGCGUACAACAGACCCGCUCGCAACUCAUCAAAGCCGGUCUCAAGCUAACCAUCCAAAGUAAACGAAAAAUGUCCAGUAGUGAUUCAAGUUCUGGGACGGACCAACCGAACAGUAAAACUUCCCGGAAAACCUGUGAAAGCAGCGGCGAAGAGGAAAUGGAUUCACGAGGUUCAAUCAAACAAAAUGCUGGCCUAACACCGGAAGACGAGGAUCGACGAAGACGACGACGAGAACGCAAUAAGAUUGCAGCUACCAAAUGCCGGAUGAAGAAACGUGAACGUACAAAUAACUUGGUUAAUGAAUCCGAACAGUUGGAAACACAAAACAAUGACCUUAAGUCGACGGUGCGAAAUCUCGAAUUGGAACGAAGGAAAUUAUUCGAUAUGUUACAAUCCCACAGCUCUGCAUGCAUACGACCCGGUGGUUUACAGCUGGAUUUGAAUGCAUGCCAAUCGCCUGCAUAUAAAUACCUCAAUGAAAUAGGACUAGGCGAUGGGCCAUGUGAAACCCAUCAACACCCCGAUCAGCAACAGAGCCAACAACAGCAACGAACGAUAACUGCGAUACCACCAAUGACAACAAUCAAAUAUUCCAGGAACAACCUAAGGCAUCAACCCCAACAUCAACAGACCCUCAGCAACCUACCUAGCAAUGAUCUUCAGCAACAGCAACUGCCAAAUGGAUAUUGUAAACCCUCACCAACAACCCAUGAAAUGGGCUAUCUUAACUCCCCCACACAGGAUAUCUGCAUGCAUUUGCAUGAUAUUACCUCACAACCAACGUCCACCACUCACCAUACCCAACAUCACCAUAUGCAUCAUCAUCAGAUCACCGAUGCCAUCCUGAAUAACGAUUACAUUCCAAAUUGUGAAAAUAGCAAUGGCGGAUCUACGGUUGAUAGUACACCCGAUCAUGUGUUUAAAAGUGAACUGAACGAGGCCCAGUCUCCAUAUACAACAGUUCAAAGUGCCGAUCGUUUUCUAUUCGAAUCGAAUUGCGAUACGUUCGAUAUAAAACAUAGUGUUAGUAAUAGUAUAAAUAAUAACAAUAGCAACACAAUCAAUAACAAUAGUAGCGUGAGUAAUGGUACACAUUUGGAUUUUCAUCAUCAGAUCGCAACAACACCUACUUAUGAUAAUCUUCUGAAUAAAACUGAUUUUCUUACUAACGAUACCGAACUUUUGGCACAAUUGACCGAUGCUACCGAUUCGGAGUUCACAGAUUUGGAUAGUGGUAUAGCGUAUUCCCAUAUUACGAAUGGUGGCUGUUUAGCGUAAGAGGAAUGGAAGGAAUCGAUCAUUUCAUUCCGUUUGUUUAGGUUACCAAAUGAAAGCAGAUGGUUUUGCCGGGUAUCUGCUUUGAUAGUCCUCCCCAACCCCCCACUCUCUUCUUGAAAGUAAUAUAAUAACUUUAAAUAUCAUUUGUAUCGAGUUUCGCAUACCAAGCAAGGAUAAUUGAAUGGUUUUGAGAUUCGAAGAAGUUAGGGGGCGACUAAAACUAUCCCCUAAUGUCUAAUAGUCACUGGAGUCACGAAACCAGCUUAUUGAUCCUUAAUUCUUUUAAUAAUACACUCUAAAUUAGAUUUAGCGGAGAGAUAAGUUAAAUGGAAAGGAUUUACUUUAUAUACUUCCUUGAUACUACUUUAAACUAUUAUGUUAUCUCCCUCUCUCUAUAUAUAUGUAUGAGUGUAUAUUAUAUGUGAAAUUUUAUAUGAUAAGCUUCAUUUUUAAUAAUAAUUUGUAUUUUCACAAAAUGCUACAAUUGAAAUCUUCCUUGUGCAUUCCAAUUUCACAAAGGUGCUAUCGGUUUACAGAUGAGACAAGAUACUUUCAUAAUUGCCGCUAUCUUUCCUAAUUUCUUUUUGUUUCUACCACUUUCAUUCAGUCAAUAAGAAAUUAUACUUUUUUUUUUAAUUAUAAAACAUACAUAAAAUACAACAGCGUACACAUCACUUGUUCAAAAAAAUUCUAAGUUGCUUGAAAAAAUAAAUCAGAUCAUACCUCAGAUUUAUAGUUAUUCCAAACGAGCUGCAACCUUACUUUAAAAGAAAAUUUUCCUCGGAUUAUUCUCAAUGGUAAAAAUAGUAAAAUAGAUUUACCCAACAAAGCCUAAUAUAAAAAAUACUGAUAAAUAGAUAUUUAUCCAUUUUUGGCUCACUGUCGAUGAAAGAAAUACAAUUGUUACGUUUGCAGAUUCAGAAUAAGAUCCUACUACACAUAAUUAGCACUAAAAAAAAAUACAAAAAGGUAUGCAUGGUAUAUCUCUCAAAACUUAUCUCUGAGGAUAAGCUCGAAUUUUUUCCAUUUUUGAGUUCAAAUUUAUGGAUCACCAAAUCAAUAGAUACAGGAAUGCCUAUGCUAUGUCCCUUGAGAGAACUUUUCAUGUGUUGCGCAAUGUAUUUGACAAAUAAGUACUAAUUCUUUUGAUAGUUAUCACUACAAGCUCACAAACAAAAAACAAAACAAGAUUUAAAUUUAUAUUUCAACUUCAGUGCAAGUCACUCUUUUCGAAACAUUAUUAUUUUAGUUACCUCCUCCUACGUUCUUUUGCGUCUAUCUCGUUCAAAUGUCUGAAUGCACGCCCUAAAUUAUAUAACAACCAAUUCAAUUGUACUCGAAAUUGUCGAAAAUGCUUCCUCCUCAAAACUGUUUUCAAACAAAUCAUUCCAAGAAAAUAAAAAACAUCACAAUGCUUCCAAAAACGAGUUUCUGAUUCUAAUUUGAAAAAGAAAAACAGAAAACAGAAAAUUGUAUAUUAUUUAUUAAUAAUCCUGUGAUCUCGGAAAUGUGUUUUCUCUUUAAAGAAAAAAGAAAUGGAAAGAACUAUAUUUUUUUUAGUUUAUUACAUUUAAUACGCUUUUUCUCCUACAUUCGCUGGUCGAAUAAUUUCAAAAAGUAAUAAAAAAAACGAAAUGGUAUUCCCUUCAAGGUGCUUUGGAUGGUUAGAAAUUCUAAUUCUAUAAUAGUUUUUUUAAUAAAUAUACUCAGCCACCUGAAACAGCUUGUGUUAACCCCUUAAGAUAUUAAGGGAAGCUGCGGAAUAAGCAGGAAAAAUUAUCCUGUCGAAGAAGCAGUCGCUGUUCCAAUAAUGUUAUUUUUAUAGUUUUUUUUCCAAUUUUCCGCUAAAUAAUGAUAUAUCCAAAAGACACUAUUUGGCAUUCAAUAUCAGACUUAGAAAUAACCUGAACCAAGCAUCAAUAAUGGGGAAAACCAUAAAUACAAAGCCAAUCCGUCAACAAUACCCAAAUGAAAAAAAAAACAAAAAAUAAGCCACCAUUCGAAUAUGACGAAAAUUUCUUAAAGAUAAAUUAAAAAUUUCAACCUAAAAAAAAUCUAUAAAACUUUAAUUCAGACGAUCAGAAGUAUUUUCCCUUCUCCAAAUCUAAUAUAAAAUAAUCAACGUCUCAAAAUGAAACUCAUUAGCUUUACAGAAACAGUCAUGAGAAAAUAAUGAAAAAAUAAAAAAACUGCACAAAACCAGUGAAUAAAAUAUUGUGAAUAAAAUAAAAAGAGUACCAGUCAUGCAUUCCUUAUAAAUAAAUAAAAAAUUAAGAAAUAAAAUCUAUUUUUCAGUUCUAUUUUGGUAUUUAGAAAAAAAGAUUAAUAUCCGAAAAAACUACUUUCAAAUUUAUAAAAAUAAUUUAAAUAGUCAGAAAUAAAUUAAUGAUGUUUUCUCUUUCAAAAUAUAAUUCAAACGCUUUUCAAAAUGUCUACACUCAAUUUUUAUGAAUAUAAUCAUUUUUUUGCAGAAGAUUAUCAUAUUACAUAUUCAAAUUUCAAAAAUAUCGCCUUAAUUUUUAGUUUCUUUCUUGGAAAUUUUCAUCAAUAUUUAAAAUUUAAAUGGAAAUUUAUAUAAGUUGAGGAAAAAGUGUAUAAUUGAGAAAAAAUGUUUGGCUAUUGUUUUUAAGUUUUAGGUUGUACAUUUAUAUAUAUAUUGAAAAAAAAGGGAAAAUGCCUUUAAAAUUGAAAAAAUGUAUUAAAAUUCUUAUAAAAAUUUGUGAAAAUUUAAAACGAAUAAUAUUUCGUACGUGAUAAAAAAAAAACAACGCGCCUUGUUCAUGAAAAAAGAAGAACAAAAGAGAAUGAUUCAGCAAGAACCAAAAUUAUUAUAACAAAAAAGAAAGGAAUAAUAUCAUAAAAAUUGAGUAAAACAAAUAUGUGAACAUAAAUUCACCUAAAACAUAUAAAUCUUUUUGAAGGCAACACUAAAACAUCGGAAAAAUGUUUUCCAUUUUUUUUUUGUCUAGUUGCCUUCAAUAUUUUUAUAAAGUGAAAUUUCUAAAACUUUUCAUAACAGGUAAUUGUGAAUGCAAAAAAGGAUCUAUUGAAACGGACAUGUUCCAGCACUCAUCCGUUCAAGGGACUCUUCAUUCAAGGUGGGUGCAAAAGUUCUUGUGUAUUUAGGAAAAAAAAAUGCUGACUGACAGUUUCGUCCAGGACAGAGACAACUCAUCAGACGCUGCCUCACCUCUGCCCUGGGAGUAGGGUGACCGAAAGCGGCGACAGAUGGUAAUCGCUCCGAAGUGAAAUCUGUUGUGUGUUCACACCUCCCCCCCCCCCCUCCUGCUCCCAGGGCAGAGGUGAAGCAGCGUCUGAAGAGCUGCCUUUGUCCUGAACAUUGCUCGUAACUUCAUGCAGAUGACAUCCUUGUUUGCUCGGUCGUCCGUAAAUUAUAUCUUACACACGAUUCGGCACGUUGUCUAUAUUCUUCGUUAUCUUAGGUGUGGAUGAUUAGAUCGUCUCUUGUUUAACACACAAUACUAGCGAUAACUCGGCCAAUCCGAGGUAUUCCUUUUUAUUGAAGUCGACUACAAAUGCACCGACAUCCACUUCAGGUAUAAGAUAUCAACCCACUUCCAUUGCUCGAGGAAUGCCUCCCCCCCCACUUGCGGCAAAGCAUACCCAUACUAGCCGAUUAGGAAGAAGUAACCGAAAACACGAAUUUUGUCUGGGUCCUUCCGCAAGCACAUUCUUUCUUACCGGCUUCAUUGGGUCGCAUGGUCCUUGUUUAAGGUAUUUCUAGUCGCAUUCAUUAACGACUGUUUGCUUAUGGAGCUUAACAGAUCCCCACGUCCAUACAAUGCGGCGGUGAGCAGCCAAAACCUGCAUGCUCAAAUUUCCCGAUUCUACCUUGGUAAACCAAUUUUUGAUUUCGUUUUCUGCCCCUACAUCAUAUCCAACUUAUUUCCGGGGGUGAUACUUCUCUGUCUCUCUCCCUGUCUAACACGUCGAGUAAGUAGACAAAGCCUGCAUACCCAAACUGCUCCCUCCCCCAAUUGUGCGUUUGGAUUUUUGCCCCUAUAUCAUAUCCAGCUUUUUUCCAGGGGCGAUACCUCUAUAUUUCAUGCCUUAUUCGUCGACAAGUAGACAUAGCCCCCCCCCCCCCUCCUUGUGCGUUUGCUUUUUUGCCCCUAUACCAUAUCCAGCUUUUUCCUGAACACGCUGGGUCAUGGUUUGCAAUGUAGUAAUUUGCGCGUGUCGAAGGUCCUCCAUGUCAUUGUAAACCUCCUCUUUUACCCCAAAAACUAUUGUCAAUGCUUUUCCUAGCAGGCGCUGUAAAUCUGUCAAAAACGGCUAAAAAAGCUCCUGUUACUAAGCCACUCAUUAGGUCCAACACUUUGAUCUCUAUAAAAAUAAAGACGCAAAAUUUUUCUUUUGAAUUUGAUUUUGGACGAUAUUUUGACUCUCUGGAAUGGGCCGAAAUUGCCCCCACUACAGUGCAAGAAAGGUGGACUUGCUACAAUCUGAGCUGCGGACAGAUCAUCCAUCAACUGUUGGGUUCGUUGGAUCAUACAUUUUAUGCAGAUAAGACGCCGAAGUAUCCAGUCACUUAUUACCUUUUGGCAGCGCAUUUUCAAAAGAUUUCGGUGUGCUAUGACGCUUCCAUAAAGAAUUUUUUUGUCUAGUUCUUGACUGAUUAGCUAGUUCCUCUUGAUCGUCUCGAUUUCUUCAGCAAAUUCUAAAUCUCAUAAUAGUCGCAAGAUCUCUUAUCUACUUGAUCAUAUUCGCAAGCAGCAAUUGGUCCCUUCAAUUGCAAAGAGAAUUUAAUAAAUUAUGCCCCCACAAUAGCGAAUUUCUGCACAUCUAGAUAGCAUUUCGACAGUUCGAAUCCAUUCGGACCCCCUAGAAGUAAGUAACCUACUUCUAUUGACCUUUUUUUCAAAAGCCGCCGUGCCUCUUCCCACCACAAUUGAUGUCUUCAUAAUUCCCUUUGCCUCUGGAACCACAGUCCGCGGGGUUCUCUCAUUUUAUUUGGUCCCACAUUCAGCCAUAUUUGCAGAUCUUCAAUCUAAACCACUUAAUCUUCUACCUCUGCCUAUUCCUUUUUCAUCCAAACCAGAAAAAUCGUCGAGUCAUCCCAGCAUUAUACAAGUGCUUCGUCCAGUUGCAAAGUGAAAAUUUCCAUUUCCACUAGCUCAAACAAAAAUAAUGCACAAUUGAGCUCUGGCCAAGACUUUGUCUUCAAUAGUUCCAACCGGGUUUUCGCACAAAGCAGUGACACCACUACUUGACCAUCUGGCCUGGUAACCUUGCUGUAGAGAACUGCAGCGAAUGCAGCCUCCAAUUCAAACAGUUUCACACAGCUUCCAGCUGCAGAAGUUCAGCCUCGAUCCUUCUCCACAUGUCAUUCUUUCCAAUUUCUGACUCCUAAAUCCUCUAGAUUUACUGGUGCCAACCACGACCACCUAACCUGGUAACCUUGCUGUAGAUACUGUAACGUAUGCAGACUCCAACACAUCGCAGUUCACACAAAAUAGUUGAUUUCAUAACUUGUCAGAGUAACCAAUUCAAAUCGUUGCGCGUAGCUUCCAACUGCAGAAGUUCAGCCUCGAUUCUUCUUCACAAGGUCAGUCUCGUCCGCGAGGAUGUCAUCCCUUUCAAUUUCUGACUCCUAAAUCCUCUGGCUUAUAGUUACUGGUGCCAACCAUGACCAUCUAGCCUGGAAACUUUGCUGUAGAUAACUGUAGCGUAUGCAUGCUCCGACACAUCGCAGAACCCGUGUAGUUCACUUUAAAACUUUUCAGAGUAACCAAUUCAAAGAGUUGCGCGUAGCUUCCAACUGCAGAAGUGCAGCCUCUACAUGGUCAGUCUCUUCCGCGAGGAUGUUAUUCCUUCCAAUGUUCGUCUGCCCAGAGGAUCCAGAGGAAUUGGAUUAGGAGUUUUAGCAUAGAACGGCGACACCACCACUUGACCACUUAGCCUGGUAUAGACUCUAACACAUCGCAGAAUCCAUGUAGAUCACUUCGUGACUUUCAGGGUAGCUAAUCCAAAGAAGUAGCCGCCAAGCUUCCAACUGCGAAAACUAAGCCUCAAUCCUUCUUCACAAAGUCAGUCUCUUCCGCGAGGAUGUCAUUUCUUCCAAUUUCUGACCGCCAAUUCCUCUGGAUUAGAAGUUUUAGCAUAGAGCAGCGACACCACCUUUUGAUCAUCUAGCCUGGUGUCGACUCCAACACAUAGCAGAAUCCAUGUAGAUCACUUCGUGACUUUUGCUUCCAACUGGGAAAGCUAAGCCUCGAUCUUUCUUCACAAGAUCAGUCCCUUCCGCGUGGAUGUCAGUCCUCCCAAAUUUUCAACUGCCGAUUCCCCUGGAUUAGAAUCAUUGGUGCCUAUCAUUGUAGAGGAACGAAAAGUCCAGCAAUAUUCGACAAAGCUUGGCAAGUAAUUGCUUAACUUCUUCUGUGAAUCAUAUUUCACCAACUUCAGGCAGAAAUUGGCUGUGAUCGGGUCUCACAUUAAUCCUAGGGUGGAUACCGUAAAUUCCUCCACCUCCUCGCAUAGCCCCUAUCCCCUCGGAUCCUCUGGGAUCUCGUUUAAUAGCCCCCCAGGUCAUUUCCCACUUUCGCCCCCUUUCAAAAUUGCCUGCCCUCAAAAAUUCCAUCAUUUACCCGAUCAGAACUUUUGCUUCAAUACUGGUCUCGACAAGUUGUUUAUGUAGAACUCUUUUAAAUGUCCACCCCUACAGGACACCUUGGCGGUUCAUCUUCCACCAACUGGUGUAACGAGUUCUAAUGGACAAAUAGUUUCUCCAGUCCUUAGGACCUACCCCUGUUUCGACAUGUCGUCAUUGGUUGGCCCAUACAAGGUACACUGGAAAUUAGCUAUACACAAAUAUGGCUGCAUCUUGACCACUGGAAACUGGAACUGCGAAAUCCUAUUUUCUCCAUUUCCGCAAAGCCUAAGCCCAAUCGUCUUGCAGUUUGGGUCAGUCAAUAUGUAGUUUGUUAUUUAGGCUUACACCAGCCAUUGUCUUGGCAAAAGCGUUAAAAACCGGACCCCAUUUAGUUAUGAAGUUUUGCUUCUUGAUCUCUGAAUUAGGUGAGUGGCACUGUUCCCAGCCUAUUAAGCAGUCGGCGCAGUCGAAAGGAGUACCAUUUUUUUAUCACCAUUGCUUUUCAACAUAGAGAUUUUCCCUUCAUCAAAUCCAACAUUAAUAUCUCUUGCUUAAGAGAUGAACCCUCAUGUUCGGCAUAUUCUAUUUGAAAUUCUACACUUACCCCCAACAGUUAAUAGAAAUCCAACUAUACUUCGAAGGAUAGUAAAAGAGACAGAACCAUAUUGGAACUUCAGCGGUUUCUACCCAAACCACGGAUACCACAUUACUGUUUGCCAUUGGUAAGUCAAGAACUUGUAAGCACUGAUGAAGGGAACAAGUGGUUCCCGAAAUAUCGAUAUUUGGAAGACCAAUAAAUUACACUAGUGAAUAGAAAGCGCUAGAAAUAUCACGAAAUUCUACUUAGACAAGUAUAAAUUUUCUUCUAAAAUCUAGACCCGGAGCGGGACUGCAGCAACCUUUAAUUUAUAAUCCAAACUGACUUUUUGAGUGCUCAACAUAACCUCCCUUAACGCCCACUCCUUUCCCGAAUUCGAAUAAUACAUUGUGACAAAAUGCUUUUAAUCUUCCCUUUCAAUCUGACUUUUCUAAGACCGCAAAUUGACCAGCAUUGAAACCGCAGUCAAAUCCGUUGUUGUUCAAUUUAUCUGUAUACCUAUACCCAGAUGUCCACCUAUGAACCGCAGAUAUACCAGUACACAGGGUCGUAGAAAAAAAAUUCGGACCCAGGGUGAAAAUUAUGCCAGUCUCUUCUUGUCCCUUUUUCUAUACUGAGCCCCGGAGUGGAGUUUUCUCCUGGAAGGUCCCCCGUCACCAAGUCUACCAGUAUGAGACCAUCAAAACCACUUUUUUUUAAAUACGCAAGAAUUUUUGCACUCACCCGUUAGAGUUUUUUCUGUACACGCGAAGUACCCUACCGAAAUUGCAAGGAUAACAACUAUUAAUUUCAAGUUUUCGAUAUCAAUGGAUAAACUUAGAGCUAUUGAGAUUUUCCUGAUUUUUUUUUUUAUUUUUUGGAUUUUUUUAAAUAAGUGGAAAAGUAAAGAAACUGAAUGUGAAUCAUGAAACCAUAAAAACGUAAUCUUUUUAAGUUUUCAUCAUUAAUAUUAUGAAGAGUUUUCAAUUCAGUUCAGUUAAGAUGAAGAGAAGUCCUGAAAUGCUGGAAGCUCCAACAAUCAACCUCACAAUUAUCUGUUCGACUACCAUGUCCUCCACAAUAAACUGACUGAAAAAAAUAAUAUAGAUCUGCAUAAAUAAUAAAUAUGUCAGUCUAUUUAAAAUUGACACUAAAACAAAUCAAAACUUGCUGAAAAAUUUUCAUUCAGCCAAUUAAUUGCAGCUAAACUCAAAAGACAAAAGCGUAUCGACAUUAAAUACGAAAAUGACAAAUAAAGUAGAAUAGAAAACUAAAAAUUAAUUACUCGAAAAUCAAUAAAAUCAUGUGCUUUACAAGAAAAAAAACAAUAACUUUGCUGACAAUAUCUAUCACAAUUUCUUUUGCGCUAUAGAUGUAACGGAAACUUGCAUAAAUUAGAUUUAAAAGAAAAAAAAUGCAUAAGAAUCAAAACUAAAAUACUAAAAUAAUUGAAAAGAAUAAAUAAAUAUAAUAAAAAAGCAACCAACAAAAUGCCUUCCUAUUUUAACUAAUAGGCUUAGUGUGCAUAAUGUUACCUCAUUUUUUUUUUUAUUAUCACUAUGACUAGAAGCAAAUAGUCAUAAAAUAUUAUUACAUUCUAAAAGCUAUGAUAUAAUUGGAGAUGAAAACUACAACAUAAAAAGCGACCAUUACUUAAAAUUAUCUAAAAAAGCAAAGUCGAAACACCUUUGGGUACAAAAGCCGCUUAUGAUGACAAUUUAAAAUAAAAUAAAAAUAAAUAUAAAUAAUAAAUUUUUAAUUAAUCAAAAUUUAGAUUUAAAUCGGAACAAGUGCCAGGAGUCAAAACGAGCUAUUUUUGAAUUAAAAUUAUUCAGUCAUCGAAUUCAUUAAAUUACAAUAAUAUUUGUGAAUAUUAUAAAUGUUGCUAUUUUUCGAUCCUAUUGAAUAAAGUAAAAAAAUGUUAAUUUUUUGUUGCAAAUAUACAAGUCUAGAUGUAAAAAAAAAGUGGAUAUAAAACUCGGUGAUAGUAAAUACAAAAAAAUAAUGCCUUAAAUGUUACCCGUACCCAAAAAAAUUGUUGUCGCUACUUAGCUACCCAAGUAGUUGUUGCAAUUUGAUGCUAUUACGUGUAAAUGUUACUACAUUCAUCAUAAACUACACAAUUCUGAUAUGUUAAUGUCCAAUAAAUACUGUCGCAUAUUUACAAACUUUUCAAAAAACUAUUUUUAUUCAGCAUUGACAGUUAAAUUUCAAUUCACACUAGUUUAAAUUCACGUCACCUAUUCCAGCUUAUUCUAACCAGACAACGGAUUUAAAAUGGAAUAAUAAAAAUGUUCAUUAUAUUUAUUGAUGAUAUAAUACAACAACGGACUGAAUUUGCUUGAAAUUUAUUUUAUUUUCAGUUGAAAUUUUCGAUAAAUUCAUAUAGAAAUAGUAACAAAGCCUUACAAAUACUACCAGCAACUUGAUGAAAAUUCAAAUCAAAUAAAUAAAAUAAAAUAGCAAGAAAUGAAUAGAAUAAAAUAGGGAGAAAGCAGGAAAUAAAUACAUAAAAUGGUAACACAACAAAAAAGAAAAGUUUUUUUAGUUUUUGACAUGGGCAAAAAUUAUUAAAAGCAUUAAUUAUGAUUUCUUUAUUUUUCUUUGUUUUACCAUUUUAUACAAAUCAAAUAGAAUCAGUUAAACAAAUGAAUUAUAUUUUGAUUUUUCGAUUUUUGUUGAACAUCGAUCUAUUUUGUAAUAUUUUAAAAUCAUAUCAAAUCUAAUCGAGUUAUUGUUUUUUUUUUAUUUACCAUUAACAACGCGCACAUCGUUACGACAUUGUUUUACUUUAUUUGUUUAUUUUUUUUGUUAUAUAACUUUUAAUAAUAUAACAGAGAAAACAAAUAUUACUAAAACCAGCCACAACCAUGUUAAAAUCUCUAAAAACACGAUAUUACAAAGAAAACAAAACGCAAACUACCAGCUUUACAUUAUUUUUCUACAAAAACGUCCAGAAUAGAAUAAAAAAAAAAAUACUUCCAAACAUUUUUCUUCGCUUUAAAAUCAAUCAAAUAAUGUAAAACUUCAAAUAUUUCAUAUAAAACUUCAAUUUCAUAUCCAAAUACAUAAAUCUAUGUAUAUGUCUAUGAAAACACAAUAAGUGCCCAAAAAUUUUUUGAAUAAAUCCAAAAUAAAAUGCGCUAUAUUAUAACUACUACAACAACUACCAUUACUCCUACGAAAAAAAAAAACAAACAAAAAUUAUAAAAUUCACUAAAUGUUUUAUAUUUAUUUAUUUAAUGUAUAUUUCUUGUAAAAAAAAAACAAAAAAACAGAAUUGUAUGAAAAAGAAGAAGAAAAAAAACAACAUAUUUUUCUGUUUCGAAGAUAUUUUGAUGAGAAAGAAAAUGAAAGGUGUGAUGCUAAAAAUGAAAACAUACAACUUCAACAAUGUACACAAAUACACAACACAUGAGAAUAAAUACAUCUACCAUGUACCUGUUA